AACCCGUUUGUUCUGUUGAACCAGUUGACAUUCGACGCUUCCAAUCGCCCUUUCGCUCCUCUACCUCUAGCAGCCGCGGCGGUGCUCUCUCCGCUAUAUAAAUGAGGUCUGCGCCAUGCAAUCUAUCGAACACCUUCACUUCAUUACGUCCAACGCUCCUCGACACCCAGAAAGCUCAUGCUGUUCUCCUCAAAUCCGGCAUCCCGAUAGAAGGAUCUGAUGUCGUCCAUCGCUACUGCAAUUGCUCCGCGUUUCAGGACGCGCGCAAGCUGUUCGACGAGAGGUUCGAAUGGGAUGUGGUCUCGGCUACGGCCAUCAUCGGCGCCUUCGCUCGCCGCGGUCGACAUCGUGAUUCCUUUUCGAUUCUCUCUCGCUUGCUUUUCCUUGGGAUCAGGCCCAACCAAUUCACCUUCGGUGCCACGCUGCAUUCCUCCACCGCUGUCGGCGAUCUCAACAUCGGUAAGCAGCUUCAUGCUUUUUCAACUAAGUUGGGUCUCCAUUCCGAUGUCUUUGUCGGGAGCUCUCUUGUGGAUCACUACGCCAAAUUGGGUACGAUUAAAGAAUCACAAUUCGCAUUUGAGGACACUCAUGAGCCUAAUGUUGUCUCGUACACUGCGUUGAUGAGUGGAUACUUGAAGAUCGACAGGUUCCAUGAAGCAAUUCAACUAUUCUACGAAAUGCCGAUGAGAAACGUUAUCUCAUGGAACGCUAUAAUCGGGGGCUGUAGUCAGGUUGGUCUCAGUGAGGAGUCUGUCAAUCUUUUCAAUGCAAUGUGUCGAGAAGGUUUCAGGCCCAACCAGUCCACCUUCCCCUGUGUUAUUAGUGCAGCUGCCAAUAUAGCAGCUCUUGGUAUGGGCAGAAGCUUUCAUGCUUCCGCUAUCAAAUACUUGGGUCAGCUUGAUGUUUUUGUGGUUAAUUCGCUGAUAAGCUUCUAUGCCAAGUGUGGGUGUUUACAUGACAGUAUUUUAGCAUUUGAGAGGAUUGAGGGCAGAAAUAUUGUUUCUUGGAAUGCCAUGAUUUGCAGUUGUGCACAAAACGGAAGAGGGGAGGAAGCCUUGGAGUUCUAUAAGAGAAUGCAGAGGUCGGGGUUAAAGCCAAACAGUGUCACCCUUCUCGUAGUGUUGUUUGGCUGCAGCCAUGCAGGUUUGGUUGAUGAUGGAUAUGCUUGUUUCAGUAUAGCCAAGGUUGAACAGCCAGACAUACUGAGAGCUGAACAUUAUGCUUGUGUGGUUGAUUUGCUCGCUCGGUCAAGGAGAUUUGGUGAGGCAGAGAGGUUUCUUCAGGAGCUGCCUUUUGAGCCAGGAAUUGGGUUUUGGAAGGCAUUGCUUGGAGGGGGUCGGAUACAUUCGAACAAGGAUCUGGCCAAGACUGUUGCUAAUCGAAUUCUUGCGCUAGAUCCAAAGGACAUUUCGUCCUAUGUGUUGCUAUCCAAUUUGUACUCUGCUGCAGGUAAUUGGCAGAGCGUAUCGGUGAUCAGGAGAGAGAUGAAGGAGAAAGGAAUGAAGAGAACUCCUGGAUGCAGCUGGAUUGAGAUUAAGAACAAGGUUCAUGUAUUCUUUAAUGGAGAUAGGAGGCAUGCUCAAACUGAUGAAAUUUAUAUGGUUUUAGCAACAUUCUUGGAUACUUAAAAAGUUCAGUACCCUACAUGCUUUGGCCUUGAAGCUCAAGAGUGAGCUAAAUUUCGUGAGUUCAUGCAUGUUUAAGCUGUGUACAUGACAUGGAACUCUCAGGUGUUAUCGCUGAGUCUUGGCUCUUCUAACUAUACUUUCAG
Molecule: messenger RNA, 1771 nt
Organism: Musa acuminata AAA Group (dessert banana)
Lineage: Eukaryota; Viridiplantae; Streptophyta; Magnoliopsida; Zingiberales; Musaceae
Product: pentatricopeptide repeat-containing protein At5g42450, mitochondrial
Exons: 1
Coding region: 102-1628 (508 amino acids)
Biological process (GO): RNA modification
Cellular component (GO): intracellular membrane-bounded organelle
Molecular function (GO): RNA binding; protein binding
Source: RefSeq, a predicted model, not a curated record